AUGGUGGAGUUUGCACCCCUGUUCCUGCCAUGGGAGCGCCGGCUGCAGACCUUCAUGGUCCUACAGUGGGUCUUCUCCUUCCUGGCCCUGGCCCAGAUCUGCACUGUUGUCUUCGUGGGCCUCCUGUUCACAAGAUUCUGGUUGCUCAGUGUCCUGUAUGCGACCUGGUGGUGCCUGGACCGAGACAAGCCACGGCAGGGGGGCAGGGCCUUCCGAACCAUAAGGCGCUGCUUCUUGUGGAAGUACAUGAGGGACUAUUUCCCUGUCUCGCUGGUCAAGACCGCUGAGCUGGACCCCUCCCGGAACUACCUCGCCGCCUUCCACCCCCAUGGGGUCCUGGCUGCCGGAGCCUUUGUCAACCUGUGCACUGAGAGCACAGGCUUCCCUUCGCUCUUCCCUGGCAUCCGCCCCCAUCUGAUGAUGCUGACUCUGUGGUUCCGGGUCCCUUUCUUCAGGGACUACAUCAUGUCGGGGGGGCUGGUCACAUCAGACAAGGAGAGUGCAGCUCACAUUCUCAGCAGGAAGGAAGGUGGAAAUCUACUAGCCAUCAUUGUAGGGGGUGCCCAGGAGGCACUGAAUGCCAGGCCCGGAGCCUACACGCUGUUGCUGCAGAACCGCAAGGGCUUCGUCAGACUCGCCUUGAUGCACGGUGCUGCUCUUGUGCCGAUCUUCUCCUUCGGGGAGAAUGAAUUAUUUGACCAGGUUGAGAAUUCUCCUGGCUCCUGGUUGCGCUCCAUCCAGAACCGGCUGCAGAAGAUCAUGGGCAUCUCCCUCCCGCUCUUCCAUGGCCGUGGUGUCUUCCAGUACAGCUUUGGUCUUAUACCCUACCGCCAGCCCAUCACCACCGUGGUGGGAAAGCCUAUUGAGGUGCAGAAGACUCUGCAUCCCUCAGAGGAGGAGGUGGACAAGCUUCACCAGCGCUACAUCAAGGAGCUGUGUGACCUCUUCGAAGCCCACAAGCUCAAGUACAACGUCCCUGAGGACACACACUUGGAGUUCUGCUGAGCGCCUCACCAGAGGGCAGGACUGACAUUAGGGAGCCCAGCUGGAGGUGCUACAAUCUGGGAAGGCUUCCUGGAAGUGUCUGUUGAGCAUACCUUCACAGCCUUUCCAAACUUCUGCAAAUCCAACCGUGCCAGGCCCCAAGUCUCAGCUGCAAAUUUGGACACUGCUGAUUUGCACUCCCACUGCAAAGUCCCUGUGAGCCUCCCUCUCCUUGGCCUCCUCCUCUGUGAAGGGGACAGAGCGUCAGAAGAGAGUGAUUUCUGGGGUCUCUAUCCCCUGUUAUAAUGUCACUCAAUAGGCAGAGAAAGAGAGCAGUAACUGUCACCAGGUUUUCUUCCUCUGCCUUGAGUAACAGCACAAAAGAAGCUCUAAGCUCCAGCCCCGUCUCCUUCAGGCUCCCUCACCCUGUGCCUGCACGUCCCCUCUCCUCCCUCCUUGAGCCAGAGAGGAGGUGAUGGCCUUAAACCUCUGCACUCAGGCUAGGCACCUGUGGGUUUCUGGGUCCUCUGAACUGUAGACUGGCAGCCACAGGGGCCUGAAAGGUCAAUAAAGAGAACCGUGCUUUAUCACUGGCUAUAUGACAGUGGGCAGACCUCUUCACCCUCCCUCUGAGCCUCAGUCUCCCCGAUUGCCUGAGAUGAACCCUGAGUCUAAGCUCUGACAUUACACAGGCACAGAGCUCCAUGAGGCACCUUUCUCUCGUCCAUGGUGAUUUCAGCCCCUGACCUCGGCACAGGAAGGUGGGAGGUCUCCGUAAAUGUCAGUUCAACAAAUUCUGUUGUAGCCUUCUUCUGUUCGUCCCCAUCCCCCAACAAAGAGGGCUGGUCAAAGCCUCUCUUCCCUCGCCUGGCCCUGUGGCCCUGCUGUUCUAUCUCAUCUUCGCAGAAGGUGGAUCAGACUGGGCCAGAUAAUGCCAUGUUGACUCUUCCUUCCUUGUCUGAUGGCCCCAAGCUUACCACCCCUGGGCCUGUUCUGUUGGGCAAGAAGGUGAGAGGCUCUGUUAAGACACAGGGCAGACCAACACAGAGAAUAAAGACCAGAUGC
Molecule: messenger RNA, 2049 nt
Organism: Suricata suricatta (meerkat)
Lineage: Eukaryota; Metazoa; Chordata; Mammalia; Carnivora; Herpestidae
Gene: MOGAT2
Product: monoacylglycerol O-acyltransferase 2
Exons: 6
Coding region: 1-1005 (334 amino acids)
Biological process (GO): triglyceride biosynthetic process; diacylglycerol biosynthetic process
Cellular component (GO): endoplasmic reticulum membrane
Molecular function (GO): diacylglycerol O-acyltransferase activity; 2-acylglycerol O-acyltransferase activity
Source: RefSeq, a predicted model, not a curated record